This is a messenger RNA of Cuscuta campestris, 1291 nucleotides long. The record is from the annotation of a GenBank genome assembly. NCBI's taxonomy places the organism in Eukaryota, Viridiplantae, Streptophyta, Magnoliopsida, Solanales, Convolvulaceae.
UUGUUGUUCCAAGGUUGCUCCUUGAUGAUUGUGUAUGCCUCUAGUGUUUACUAGAGAGGAGAACUUGUUGUACCCACUUGAUUCUUGGUGAUUAGUGGAAGUUUGGGAGCCGUUGUUGAGCGGCCGUGGUUUUCUCCCCGAUUUGGGGUUUCCACGUAAAUCGUGUGUCAUCUACUUUAUUAUCGCUGCCAUUUAUUUGUGUGUGUGCUGCUGAUUUUUCAGAGUUUAUUGUGCUUGUUAUUCAUCUCAUUAAUUUGGGGAAAAGAUUUUAUACGCUUCCGUUGUGUUUUGUUCCGUGCUUCCCCUACAUAAUAUGCAAUUGAUCUUGGCAGGGAAUGCUACCAAUUCAUGUCUGCAAGGCCAUGGCAAAAAGUUGUUGAAUUUUAUUCAGAAAUGGUGAAAGGGCAGUCAAAAUUGGAAGAUAUGUUUCAAAGAGAGAUUCCUACCAUUCAAGAUGAAGCAGAAGCUAAAGAAUAUUCUGUGGAACCUGAGUUGGGUAGCUUUCCAGUUGAAGAUAGGACUGGAAGAUGGGCAAGAGUGACAUUUAAGAUUGUCCUAUCAUAUCAUGGGCCCUCCUUUGGUGGCUGGCAGAAGCAGCCUGGUUUGAAUACUGUUCAGGAGAUGGUUGAAAGAUCUCUUGGGAAAUUUGUCGAUGACAAAAAAGCUCAACAACUAAAGGAUAGGAACUUACCAUUAGAAGGCUGUGCUUUAGUUGCUGGGCGCACUGAUAAGGGGGUUUCAGCCUUCCAACAAGUCUGUUCUUUCUGUAUGUUCCUCUAUGUUUCAUGUCUGUUCAAUUGUUCAAUAUCACUCCCUCUAUUUACUUUUUUUUUCUCGCCCAAAAUCCAUUUGCCUGCCUAUGACCUUGUGUGAAUAACAUUAAGUCUGACCUUUGUUUUUGCUUCAUUUUAUCUUAACAUUUAACAUCUAGCAUCAAGAGGAUGUGUUUUUGACACCUUAGUUUGAAGUGUUGUGAUAAGUUGGGUAUUCCCUUUGUUGUCUCAAAUUGUAAGAUGCACAUGUGUUUGACACAACCCUUUAAGGAAUCAGUCAAAUCACAUUAUACAUUAUUACGGAGUACUUUUUAAAGCUCACCUAUUUGACAUAGUGAAAUGUUGAAAGUAGAUUAAUGAUAAUUGGGAAAAUUUAUAGAAGUCAGUGGUUUUUGAGUUAGAAAAAUGAAAAUUAUUUUGGGACAAUUGAAAAGGCAAAGUAGAUCUAACUCAUCUAAGAAAAUGAGGUGGAGGGAGUAUUGGUUGUAUUUUCUAUGAAAUGAAAUUUUGGUCUUAAU